AUGGAACUCCCACCAGCUCAUUCCUCAAAUGCCGUUGGACUUUAUCCAAACCCAGAUGGCUCAUUCAAUCGAAUCGAAGCAUUUCCAAGGCUCCCUCCAACGCCGGAAAACACCAUCGGUGACCAUUCAAAAUCAACCCAAAUCGCUCUCUCCAAAGACAUCCCUCUGAACCCAACAACCAACAGCUCCAUUCGCAUCUUCAAACGUUGUAAUCUUCCUCCAAACUCGAAGCUCCCAAUCAUUAUCUACUUCCAUGGAGCUCUGAUCCUGUCCGUCGAGUACCGUCUUACGCCUGAACACCGCCUUCCGGCGGCAUAUGAUGACGCCGUCGAAGCUAUCUUGUGGGUCCAAGGGCAGGCAUUAGGAAUCAACGGUUGUGAUCCGUGGCUGAAAGAUUUGGCCGAUUUUUCUAGGGUUUUCUUGAUGGGUGGUAGCGCAGGAGCUAAUAUAGUCUACUAUGCAGCUCUGCGUGUACCCGAUAUUGAUCUUACCCCGGUGAAAAUAAAAGGGUUGACUCUGAACCAACCGUUCUUUGGUGGGGGUGAAGAGGACUGA
Messenger RNA from Ilex paraguariensis (yerba mate), 555 nucleotides. The record is from the annotation of a GenBank genome assembly. NCBI's taxonomy places the organism in Eukaryota, Viridiplantae, Streptophyta, Magnoliopsida, Aquifoliales, Aquifoliaceae.